Messenger RNA from Eremothecium sinecaudum, 1617 nucleotides. It is a transcript of the gene THI6, whose product is annotated as bifunctional hydroxyethylthiazole kinase/thiamine-phosphate diphosphorylase. Gene Ontology annotation, biological process: thiamine biosynthetic process. Lineage: Eukaryota; Fungi; Ascomycota; Saccharomycetes; Saccharomycetales; Saccharomycetaceae. The record is from RefSeq and is a predicted model, not a curated record. Gene Ontology annotation, cellular component: cytoplasm. Bases 1 to 1617 code for a protein of 538 amino acids. Gene Ontology annotation, molecular function: magnesium ion binding; thiamine-phosphate diphosphorylase activity; ATP binding. The transcript has a single exon.
AUGUUUUCAAAGGAUGAUGUCAAUUACUCAUUAUACCUGGUAACGGACUCCACUAUGUUACCGGAGGGAAAGACACUGGAAUACCAAGUUGAGAAGGCGUUGCAAAAUGGUGUUACGCUAGUGCAGUUGAGGGAGAAAGAUACCGAUACUAAAACUUUUUUGAAGCGUGCGCAAAAUCUUAAAGAUCUGUGUACUAGGUAUGGUGUUCCUUUAAUCAUUAAUGACAGGGUUGAUAUCGCCCUAGCUGUUGAUGCCGACGGUGUUCAUGUUGGUCAAGACGACAUGCCAGUCCCAGUCCUCAGGCGGCUUCUUGGUCCUGACAAAAUAAUUGGUCUAAGUGUAGGGUACCCUGAAGAAGUGGAGGAGUUGGCCAAAUGGGGAGAAGGUUUCGUAGAUUACAUUGGUAUCGGGAUGGUGUUUCCUACGUUGACCAAGAAGAAUCCUAAGAAGUCUCCGAUGGGAACUGUCGGUGUUUCAAGGAUUUUAAGUGCGCUUGAAGACCAUAAGGCUGCAUAUUGCAGAUCUGUUGCAAUCGGAGGUUUGCACCCAGAUAAUAUUCCCCGGGUUCUAAUCCAGUCGAUGAGUUCCAAUGGAUGCAGAAGUGUUGAUGGGAUAGCUGUGGUUAGUGAAAUAAUGCAAGAUCCGGAUGCGGGACAAGCAACUAGACGUUUGAAAGACCUAAUUAACCUGAGGCACUUCAAGUACACACCUGGAGUGUUUGCUGAGAGUACAUUCAAUCCUAACGAUAUUGAUGAAUAUAUUAAGUUUAUUAGGACAGCACCUCCUUUAGUUCAUCAUAUCACAAACGAUGUGCAUCAAAACUUUGGUGCAAACAUUACGCUUGCGUUGGGAGCUUCACCAAUAAUGUCCAAAAACAAAGAAGAGUUUGAAGAGCUUGCGAAAAUUAACCAGUCAGUAUUGCUGUUGAACACAGGUUCAUUACCAGAUACUUCUAUUGUUUUUGAAGCCGUUAGGGCAUAUAACGAGCAACAGCGGCCGAUUAUUUAUGAUCCAGUUGGAUACUCGGCUACUAGUGUUAGGUUAAUGUACAACCAACGAGUGCUGACUUCUGCACAGUUCACCUGCAUUAAAGGUAAUGCUGGUGAGAUUCUAUCAAUGGAUGAAAAGUCCAGUGGACAAAUGAGGGGUGUAGACUCUACAGUUACGGAAGAAGGUAAUGUUGAGACCUUAGUAGAAGCGGCAAGGAGAGUUGCUUAUCGUUACCGUACGAUUGUGGUUAUGACUGGCGAAAAUGAUAUUGUUAUAGAUGGGACUAUCGGAUGUACUUUUAAUCUAUCAACAGGAGCAGGCAUCACUUCCUCAUCUUUACCUGCUUAUGUGGUAACGGCAGGCAAUAUCCCCAUAAUGGGAUCAGUGACCACAACUGGCUGCUCUUUAGGGACUGCAAUUGCUUGUUUUGUUGGCAGUUUACAAGAUACGCAUUCGGUAUUCAGUGCUGUUUUAUCUGCCGUUAUCGUAUAUAAGGUUGCCGGCAAGGUUGCAUCAGAACGCUGCAGCGGUAGCGGAAGCUUUCAAAAGGAGUUCCUAGAUGCAUUGUACCAGCUUGCAAGAGGCAGUGAUAUUCCAUUACCUCUUAUUUCUGUCACUCGAAUGUAG